This is a messenger RNA of Medicago truncatula (barrel medic), 1508 nucleotides long. RefSeq names its product GATA transcription factor 24. Gene Ontology annotation, molecular function: protein binding; sequence-specific DNA binding; zinc ion binding. Gene Ontology annotation, biological process: regulation of DNA-templated transcription. The record is from RefSeq and is a predicted model, not a curated record. Lineage: Eukaryota; Viridiplantae; Streptophyta; Magnoliopsida; Fabales; Fabaceae. Bases 223 to 1227 code for a protein of 334 amino acids. The transcript is spliced from 11 exons.
GGGUGUAGCCGUGCAGGGGAGAGUGAGUUUGGGUGGCAGUCUUGUCUUCCCUUGACUCCCCUUUGUCUAGGAAACACCACAAAAGUACAAACAAACACUCAAAAAUAUUUCUUUCCAUUUCCAAUUCACUUCUCUUCAACAUUAAUCUUCUACUCUCUUCUCUAGGGUUCCUAUCUCAAACCCUCCCACUCUUCCAUUUUCUCAGCGAGUUAUGCUUGAGAAAUGGAAAUGCUGAAUUCGUCUGAGAACGGGUCAAUGGCCAUGCACUGUACCAAUGUAGCUUACUUUUCUGACGAAGGAGAAGAACCUCAGCCCAUUACUGCUUCUGUUCCACUCUCUCGUGCUAGUGAACUCACCAUUUCCUUUGAAGGCGAGGUUUAUGUUUUCCCUUCCGUUACGCCAGAAAAGGUACAGGCUGUAUUGUUACUCUUAGAUGGGAAGGAGACACGCAAUAGCGUACCCACUUCUGACUUUCCGGUGCAGCAAAACUGUCGGGACAUUUGGGGGAAAAAUGAUCCUUUCCGUAAUUCAAAGGUCUCACGGAGAUCUGCAUCACUUGUUAGGUUUCGUGAAAAACGGAAAGAGAGAUGUUUUGAGAAGAAAAUCCGCUACACUUGCCGUAAGGAGGUUGCUGAGAGGAUGCAACGGAAGAAUGGGCAGUUUGCAUCGUUGAAGGAAGAAUGCAGUUCUCCUGCUGAAAACCAGGAUUUUAGCAAUGGUUCUCCUUUCCCAGAAUCCAUUGAGCGUAGAUGCCAGCAUUGUGGAAUUGCUGCAAAGUCUACUCCGGUAAUGCGUCGAGGACCGGCUGGUCCAAGAACUCUAUGCAAUGCUUGUGGGCUCAUGUGGGCAAAUAAGGGAACACUGAGAGAUCUCGGCAAAGCAGGAAGGAUUGCUUUUGAACAGACUGAACUGGAUUUUUCAACAACAGAUCCAGAAAAUUCAUGUGCUGCACAGGACAAGAAGGAAAGCCCCCAUGCAACAAAGCCUUUGCCAAUGGAUGCCAGACAGUCACCUGAGAUGAUAAUUGAGCAGUAUAUGCUUGAAGCUGCUGAAGCAGUUACUGACAACUUGUCCAUCCAAGUGGAGAAUAAUGCUCUUGAUCUGCACGAGCAGGAUAAUACUAUGGCGGAUUUUGUUGAUGCUUCUGGGACUGAAUUUGAGAUUCCUUUAUGUUUUGAUGAUCAGGUCAAUAUUGAUGAUUCCAAUAUGAGGACUUACUGGCUGUGAUCUUACGACAUUGGUGUGUGACUGAGCCAUGGUUUUUUCGUGGUGGAACAAAUUUGCGGCUCUGGUUCAACUAACUCUAGACUUUUGGAGAUGUUUUAUGGUUUAUAGACAAACUAUUUCUGGAAACACUGUGAAUUAUAUGACCAUAGCGACUUAAAAAUCUUCAUACAUGAUAGUUUUUGUACAUCCCAUGUAACCGGAUUUAAUUUUUGUAUAGUGUAAAUAGUUAAGUCCUUUUAUCCCUUCUCUUAUGGCCAUUGAGUUUGUUUUCUUUGCUGUAA